GAUUGCAGGCAGUUACUUCAUCCAGUUUUUUACAUUUUUGUCAUAGAUGUUAUGUGUUUGUUAUUUUUAUUGUGCUUUUUUAUGGUCAAAAUAUAAAUGACUUUCACUUUUCUGUUCUGGCAUUUUUAACAUCUCAAGCCUUGUACACACGUAGCCAGGCCUUUAAAAACUGAAUAUGUCCGCCAAAAAAAUAUCUGCGUCCACGUGAACCUGCUGAAUUUCACCACUGAGCCUUGUAAAAAACAUGCCCAACCCAUAGGGGACAAUGCAGUGCAAAGAUUAAACGUAUGUCAGCCAAUCAAAAUCCUCCAAAACGACCACAGCUUCCUGUUUUGAUCAUGGCGCCUGGAGGUUCGUUUGUGUGGACAGACCGCGAGGUUGAACUACUUUUAAGUACCAUGUUGGAAUACAAAGUUAGUAAAACGGAAGACAGUAUUGAUUGGGAAUCACGUCAGAGCAAGUACGUUGACAUUUUUUAGAGCAUUACCCAAUGGAGUCCUCAGAUGAGUUUCCCCAUUCAAAAACCGAAAUCGCUGGGGAAUUUAACAACAACAAAUGACAGCAGUCCGAGGGAAAUAUCGCCAGGCUGUUGAUACAGGACGCAGGAGUGGACACGGUCGAGUGGUUCUUCUUUACUUUGAACUGUGUGAACAAAUUUGGGGCGGUUCUCCAGCUACUACUACCUUGCCGUCGGGAAUCGAAACAGAAGAUCUGGAUCUUUCCCUGUCCCUACCCUCGCCGUCCACGUCUUCUUCCUCCACCAUGGAUGUAGCAGACACAGGAUCUGAUAAUGAAAGCAGUGUGGAUCCAACAUCAAAGCAGAGGAGAGACCUGCUUAAUGCAAAACUGAAAGGACACAGGCACGACCGGCUGAAGAGAAAGCUGCCUGCUGAGACCCAGUGGCUAAAUGCUCUUGAGGAAGACCUGCGUGUAAAGAAGAGACUGGUGGAAAUCAUUGAGACAUCAGAAAAAAAGUUAGCUGAAAACUAUUCUAAAAUGGCCAAUACACUGAAUAAACUUACCACAUYGAUUGUUGAUGGGUGUUCUCUUCUGAGACAGGUCAUUCAUACUCCUGCACAACCACCCCACUACAUGCCAUAUGAGCCAAGAGGUCCAAUGUAUUCUCACACAACGGCCYACCAUUCUGUCCACCAAAACGCUGCAAAUUAUCCAUACCCAAACAACUCCUUUGCUGGCAGAAGAACAACAAAAUACAAUACCAGUAAACACCAUGAGCACCGAAGAUAUCUCCCACACACCUGCUGAAGCCACUGGGCAAUUUUCAUACACCCAGGCUCUCUUUAGUAAUGGUUAGAGCUCCAUUUUUUUAUAUAAAGGAGCUAUUCUGUUACUGUUAUGUACAGUGGUUUGCAAAAGUA
Molecule: messenger RNA, 1379 nt
Organism: Austrofundulus limnaeus
Lineage: Eukaryota; Metazoa; Chordata; Actinopteri; Cyprinodontiformes; Rivulidae
Exons: 2
Coding region: 556-1266 (236 amino acids)
Source: RefSeq, a predicted model, not a curated record